Messenger RNA from Sebastes umbrosus (honeycomb rockfish), 732 nucleotides. RefSeq names its product proteasome (prosome, macropain) assembly chaperone 4 (gene psmg4). The transcript has 3 exons. Bases 105 to 479 code for a protein of 124 amino acids. Gene Ontology annotation, biological process: proteasome assembly. The record is from RefSeq and is a predicted model, not a curated record. NCBI's taxonomy places the organism in Eukaryota, Metazoa, Chordata, Actinopteri, Perciformes, Sebastidae.
CGAUCGAUUGCUUUGGGCUGCCAUUUUUUCUUUCACCAGGAAGUAGUGGACUGUUUUCUGCCUGUUUCUGUUUCCACCAAGCACGAGUUCACUGGUUGCUAAACAUGAGCGAAACACCAAACGGAGCGGCUUCUGAAGCCAUUACGGUGCACAAUUUCUCUGAGAAGAUUUUGGAGCAGGUGAUACACUUCCACGUGAUGAAGCUCAGCGGAGGGUUCUUCCUGUGGCUCGGUUCUAGUCCGGUCCUGUCCAACCUGGCGGUGUCCAUGAGCUGCAGAUAUGAUUCGAUGCCUUUAUCUACAUUAGUCAUGGGGGACCCAUCUAAUACGGCUCCUAAUUCCUUGGCACAGAGAUUAGCAAAGAAGACCAAAAAGCAAGUAUUUGUGAGUUACAGUAUUCCCAUGACAGACUCCAACCUCAGUCUUUUGGUGGAGAACAGGAUCAAAAAGGAGCUGGAGCUUCACCCCGAACACUUUUGAACACAUUUAAUUGUUUAUUGAAAUCUGUUUUGUGUAGAACCGAGGACAUGUCGGAAGAAGGGGAACAUAAAAGUAGCUUCUCCUUCUUCUUUGGACUUACAUACUCCUACUGUAACCGUACACCAAGACAAUAACCACAAACAGUCACAUCAAGUGUUCUUUUAUUGACAUAAUAAAUUAAGUGGUUUAUUAUCAAAACAUGUAGGCCUAUGGCUUUUUGUACAAAUGCAUCAUAUUAAAAAAAUAACACUUA